Molecule: messenger RNA, 5935 nt
Organism: Microplitis mediator
Lineage: Eukaryota; Metazoa; Arthropoda; Insecta; Hymenoptera; Braconidae
Product: variant-silencing SET domain-containing protein-like
Exons: 7
Coding region: 370-4464 (1364 amino acids)
Source: RefSeq, a predicted model, not a curated record
CUAUUAUUUAUUUUUAUUUCAGUGCGCAAUUCAACACGUAUUUUAUCGUUGACACAAAAGUUAUUUUCAAUUAUUAUUAUCAGGAUAAAAGUUAAUGUAUAAAUUAUCAAGCCUAUUAAAUAAAAUAUAGCAUGACUUGUUAUGCUGUUGUGACCGUUUUAUAUUUUAAUUUAGUUUUUAAACCUGCGGUUAAUGUGAGUGUGUUUACGAUACAGAUGUAAUUCAAGAGGACGAAAAAUAUUUAAUCAACAAGUAAAGCGAAAGUUUUAAAAGUGUUUUAACUUCAAGUGUAGCCUAAUUAUUUAUUCAAUUAAAUUUGUAAAUAAUCGAUGAUUAAUAAAGUGUAAAGUAAGUUUAAAAUAUUUAAAAAUGUCGCAUUUGACGUCCGAUAAUGGCACGAUGGUCAAUAUGAUAAAACAAAAGUUCGAACAAAAUUUGUGUAGUAAAAAUACAAAUAAAAAUACAAUUGAAAACAAUAAGAAAAAUAUUAAUAAUGAGGAUUGUGAUAACGGUGAUGAUGAUAAUGAUAACGACGAUGAUGAUCAGAAAGAACAAUUACGCAGGUCACUAAGUUCUUCGCCAGUUAAACUAAAAAAAAAUUUAAAGUUAAAUGUCACAAGACAAUUAUCAAAUCCUGGUAAAAAUAUAAAAAGAACUCCAGCUUUUCGAGGUGAUAAACUCACUAAGAUAAGAAAUUUAAAUUCACCAUCAAAAGAAAAAGUAUUUUCUAUCGUUAAUAAAAAUGUUAAAAUAUUUGAAGAAAAACCAGAGUACGGUAAACUGGGUAAUGUUAAAAAAAAACCAAUUCAAGUUGAUGAUGAAGACGGAAUAAAUGUAGAUGUUGUUGAUUGUGGUAAUGAUAAAAAUAAAUAUGAAUAUAAAAGCAUUGAUAAAAUAUAUCGUCCACCAUUGACCAAAGAAAAUAAAAUAACUCGUGAAAAUUCAGUUAAAACAACAGUGAUAUCGCGACAAAAAAAUAUAUCACCUAUUUAUAGUUUAGAUGAUGAUUUUGGUGAAACGUCAAAAGAUUUAAAUAAAAAUAAUGAUUUUGUUUCAUUUAAAAAUUUAAAAAUAAAUCAAUCAAAUAAAUUUGAUAAAUUUAUAAUGAAUGGUGCUGAGUAUACUAAAAUAACAAAAUCAAAGACUGCUAAUGAUAACAAAAUAAAAUCUAAUGACGAAUUAAACAAAGACAAUGACAGCAGUACAAUGAUUGAUAUUCGCGAAGAAUUAUCUCGACGAAAAUCAACAAAAGUUGAGAAAGAUGAGUACAAUAAUAAUUCAUGUGAAUCAACAGUUGCAGCAGGAGUUGUAGCAUCGUCCAGAAAGUCUGACGAUGAAUCAAAUGAUGAAUUAACUGAUAGAUUAAAAGCCGCAUUAAAAGCUCCGCUGCCUUCCGGUCCACCGCCAAAAAAACCUCCAAGAACUUUCGCUCACUGCCCGAAUAUAAAUCGAAGGUAUGAUUUAACUACUGGAGAAAGUGCUAAGUCUUCAUGGACACGCAGUGAUAGAGAAUCUUCUGUUAAAAGUCUGGGUGCUGACGUAACCGGAUCAUCUAAAAGUUUUAGAAAUUACGAAAUAAUUCGUGGCGAUGAUAAUGAUGAGGAAUUUGAUAAUAAUGAUAAUGAUGAUGUCGUUUCUGGGUCUUCACAAGACCGUACUAAAAAAGUAGAGAAAGAAACAGGAUUUAAGUCUUUACACAAUGUAGAAAAUGUAAAUAGUUCAUUAUCUUUAUCCGUUAAAAAUUGCUUAGCAUUAGAUGACAUUAAAGAGCAUUCUCCCACGGCAUCAACUAGUUCCGUUAAAUGUCGUACCGUUCGUGACUCUAAAAAGAUGUUAGAAAAACUUGAAACUGUAUUAAUUCAACAUCAAAAAGCCCUCGGUCCAAAAGUUAUUGUGCCGAGAAAAGAUAAAUUUGAUUUGGAAAUAAAAUUAAAUAAUAAAAAUAAAAAAAAAAGUCAGAGUGAUUCUGAUAACGAUAUUGAAAAUACGGAUAAAAAUAAAUUUUUGAAUAGAUUGUCUCGUACAUUAGAUGAUUCGAAAAAAAUGAACAGUGAUAAAAAAAAUAGUGAAUCUAAAACACGUAAGCACUCGACAUUUGAUUGCUUGCCGUAUUUAAAUUGUGCGAGUCCAAUAAUGUAUGAGCAGCCAAAUUUUACGACAUAUUUUACAGAAUCAUCAUCGUCAUUGAAUGGAUUUAAAUCAAAAUCUGAUGAUGUUUUAAAUAACUCAAUAUCAAAUAAUAUUUUAUCAAGCAAUAAUGAUUUUUAUGAUCAGCAAUUUAGUCCAGCUGCUAAAAGACUUUCGACAGAAUUGACGACAUUCAUUGAUGGUAAGCGGCGACAAAAUUUAUCAUCAAAAAAUGAAGAACGUAUUUAUGCUGAGCCGUUUUCAUUUGAUAAAAAAAGUGGAACAGAUAUUAUGGAAUUGAGUAAAUUAUCACCACAAGAACGAAAUUAUUUGUCUCACAAUUGGCACCAUGGCGACAAUGGAUUCAUAAGUAAUCAAAUGCUGCCGAAUAAUUCUGAAGAAUCUUUAUCCAUUUUGUGUCGAGAGAAAAAAAAAGAACCCGAGUUACAUUACAUGUGUACGCCAAUAGAGCCAUUACUAUUGGAAAAUAAUAAUAAUAACACAUCAAAGACUGAUGAGUUUGAAAAAUUAACACGAGAUAUUAAUUUUCAUACAUUUAUUAACAAAUCAAAUUCUUUGUCUCGAUCAUUUUUGGAUGGACCUAGUCAAAUUAAGGUGGAGCAAUUAUUGAAUCAAGCAUUCGGACAAAAUACAAUGGCUGGAACAGAGUUAUCCACGGACUCAAACACUUCUUCAGACACAGAUUCGAUAGCCUCAACACCAUCAUCAGUAAAUGAUGAAUUGUCGAGUUUCAAUGAUAAAUUACGACUAUUUAAAUAUCGUGAAAAUAGUACUUGUAAGACAAGUAAAGAAGAAUUACAUCGUAGUCUUACUGAAAAAAGAAAACAUUAUGUUAGACAUGUUUCUAUAAAAUAUUCAGAAAAACACGAGACUAGCCUUCGAGAUAGACGUGAUAAAUUGUUCGAUGUCUGUUUACUUGUGGAACUUAAUUUAUGUACUAGAGAACCAUACAUUAAAGAUAAAUACCCAAUUUAUGCAAAAGCACCAGCUUGGAUUGAAAGUUUUUGUUUUCCCGAUGCUCAAGAUUGGCCUUCACCAGAUUCCAAUCAAAACCAAUUUUACUCACUAUUUUUGAUGGAUGAAAAAGGAAAUUGUAGAUACGGUUAUUGCUGUAGAGUUAAACCAGAAGGUGGUCCAAUUUUACCACUAGCUUAUUGUAUGAUAACUAAAUUUCGAGCUAGUGGAUUUUAUCACAAAGUACUUCUGGAACUCGAAUCACGACAUGGACUACCAGACAAAAAACGUAGAAAAUUUAUUGAAGAUCUGUACAAUAAUCCGAUGCCAAAACCUGGCAGUUGUCUCAAAUUAACAACAGAUAAAAUUGAAAUAUUAACAAUUAGUAACCACAAUAAUAAUAUAAUUAAUAAUGACAAUGAAAUUCGUUCAACGACAAGUGAAGUAAAUGAUGAAUUAUCAAAUGAUGAUGAGCAGAUAUCAGUUAAAGUAGAACCUAAUUCACCGGAAAAAAAAAUUUUACGUUCAGACGAUCCUAGAUUGGAAGAAAAAGAUAUGAGUCAAUUAUUUGACGCAGUAAGCAAUAAAGUACUUAUAUUUUUAUUCGGUACUUUACUAUUGGAACGUCGUGUUGUACUUUUAUGUGAAAAGUUAAGUAAAUUGUCAUCGUGUGUUGAGGCACUUCAGAGUUUACUUUAUCCUUUUAGUUGGCCUCAUACAUUUAUUCCUGUUUUACCGGAUAUACCAGAGCUGUCGGAAAUUUUACAGGCACCAUUGCCAUUUGUCAUUGGUAUUUUAAAGUCGAAAAAUUUACCCAAUACUCAAGUUGACUCUGUACAAGAUGGUAUUGUUAUUGAUCUUGACACGUCGAAAGUUAUUUGUGCGGUCGGUGAUGAGUCGACUAUUUUACCAUCACGAUUACAAAAAGGAAUUAAAUGCGCAUUACAAUUGGUAUCGAGUAAUGUCGGACCAGCUGAUGGAAUUAGAAAUUAUCUUGUCUCCGAAGCAUUUCUUCGGGUAUUUGUUGAGACAUGCGCACAUUUUGAAAAUCAUUUAGUCACACAGCAAGACGGGAAAAUUAUUUUCCAGAAAGAAUCAUUUGUCAAAGCAUCUCCCAGUAAGACUUACAGAUAUUUUCUCGAGUGGUUUAUUGAAACCACGAUGUUCAAUGCAUUUGUAACAGAUUAUAUUGCACAUGUUGAGGGUACAACAGUUAAUGAUCAUUACAAUAUUAAAUUAUUUAUCCAAAGAGUUGCGGAGUAUCGAAAAUCGAAUGAAUCAAAUUCGCAUUCGAAGAAAUUUUCAUCCAAGAAAAAAACUUUCGGUGAUCGUUUAAAAGAUUUGACAAAUUUUUAUACAUAGAAACAGAAGUGAGUCUUUUAAAUUAAAUUAGAAUACGCAGUAGUUAAAAAAAACAAACAAUUAAAAUUAAUAUAUAUUUAUAUUUUUGAAUCUCAAUAAUGGCUAAAAGUUGCUUUAAUUAGUAUAGAUGUUGACAAUAAUAUUGUAAUUUCAGAGUAAUGAGCUAUGCCAGUUUUAAAUAAGAACUACUGUAUGUAUAGUUACAGCUACUAUUUUUUUUUUUUUUGUUAUUGAUAUUUUAGUUAUAUCGCGUCAAUAAUUCCAAAAAGACAUAUUUUUAUACACAGAAAGAAAUGAUUUCUUGUCCCAGAAAACUUUUGCACUAUAAAUUUAAAAAUGAUCCUGAAGUUGGCAGACAAUUGGUAAUUUUUUGAUUUUUUUUCAACAGAUCAAUUACAAAAAAACAAAAACUAAAAAUAUGCACAUGUAGAAAAUUUAAAAAGCUAUAGGUGCAAUUUUUUUUUUUAUUAUUUAUUGUUUUAAAAAAAAUCUAAAAAUUAUGAGACGUCGGCUAACUUCAGUAUCAUAUUGAAAACGAAAAUUUUCUUGGGACGAGAAAAAGUUUUCUUGAGCCAUGAAAAAAUUUUUGGGAGAAAAAAUUUAUUCCACCACGAAAUGUUUUCUAUUCUUAAGAAAAUUUUUGUUUUCAUUCCAUAAUGCAAAUUUUUUCUUGGCCCAAGAAAUCCUUUUUUUCUGCAUGCAGAGAAUUUUACGGUAUUUUUUGCAUAAAAAAUUUAUAGAAAAAUUACUAUAUAGUAAACUACUUUAUAGUAAAAUUUAUUAGGAUAAAUCAACAUAUUUAGUAUGCAGUUGGUAUAAAUUUUAUCUGUUGCUUUGUCAAAAUUACAAUGCACCUUGUAAAUUCUGUUCGAUGUAUUUUUAAAAUUUCUACAGUAUCGGUAAUUUGUACAAUAAUUCCAUACUGUCCUCAUGUUACUAUGACUAAAUUAUUUUUUCUAUAAAUUUUUUAUGCAAAAAAUACCAUAAAAUUUUCUGCGUGUAUGAUCCUGAAGUAAGACAACAAAUCGAUUACAAAAAAAAAAGAACUAAAAAAAUGCACAUGUAGAAAAUUUAAAAAGCUACAGGUGCAAUUUUUUCAAAUAUUUUUUUUUUUAUAAUUUAUCGUUUUAAAAAAAUUCAAAAAUUAUUAGACGUCGGAGAAUAUCAGGAUCUUUUUUUUGUGCACGCGCUUUUGGGUUUAAAGUUUCCUAAGGCCAAAAAAGCAUAUAAAAUUAUGUCCCUUUGGAAUUAGUGACGCGAUAUUUAACUAAGACCUGAAUUGAAUUUGUCAAUUAUUAGGGUAUGAAUCUCAUAUUUUAUUUUAUUUAAACAAUAAUUAUUGAGCUAUGAAAAGUAUUACUACUUAAUCUAUAAUUAAUACAAAUUUAUCUCAUAUAAAAUUUUUUAUAUUUAUUCAAAAAUUAAUCAUUACACUUUUAAAAAAACUAAAAAAAAUUCUUAUAAAUUAUAU